Molecule: messenger RNA, 1578 nt
Organism: Fraxinus pennsylvanica
Lineage: Eukaryota; Viridiplantae; Streptophyta; Magnoliopsida; Lamiales; Oleaceae
Source: the annotation of a GenBank genome assembly
AUGGACGCACGAGAUGUCGACGUCGAGGAUUUGAAGGCUGCAAAUUUAAGUGUUGUUAACACUGUAUUUAUCGAUGGGACGAGUCCCAUUGGGAGGACAGACAGUGAUUUUAUAUGUGCAACCAUGGACUGGUGGCCGCCGGAGAAAUGUGAUUAUGGGACUUGUAGCUGGGACCGUUCGUCUAUGCUUAAUUUGGAUCUUAACAAUAUCGUUUUCCUGAAUGCAAUAAAAGCUUUUUCACCACUAAAGAUCAGAUUGGGUGGCACUUUGCAAGAUAAAGUCAUCUAUCAAACCGAAGACCAUUUGCAACCCUGCAUUCAAUUUGCUAAAAACAAGUCGGAGUUGUUUGGUUUCACCGAGGGAUGUCUUCCCUUGUCCAGAUGGGAUGAAUUAAAUUCCUUCUUUAAUAAAUCUGGGGCUUUAAUUGUUUUUGGAUUAAAUGCACUGAAUGGAAGAUCCAUACAGUCAGAUAAUUCUGCCGUGGGAGCUUGGAGUUCCACAAAUGCUGCUUCUCUUAUCCGUUACACUGUCAAAAAGGGUCAUAGCAUUUAUGGUUGGGAACUUGGGAAUGAACUGAGUGGAAAUGGAGUAGGGGUACGAGUUGCAGCAUAUCAAUAUGCAUCGGAUACAAUUGUCUUGCACGACCUAAUACAAGACAUUUACAAAGGUGUUGAUGUCAAACCGAGAAUCAUAGCACCAGGAGGAUUCUAUGAACCAAACUGGUUCAAACAAUACAUAGAUAAGGCCGGGGGAUCACUGAAUGUGGUCACUCAUCACAUAUAUAAUCUUGGCCCAGGAGUCGAUGAUCACCUUAUCGAAAAGAUUCUUGAUCCAUCUUAUCUUGAUGGUGAGGCUGAUACAUUUAGGGGACUCAAGAACAUCCUCAGGAGUUCUGCAUCUUCAGCAGUUGCAUGGGUUGGUGAGUCGGGAGGGGCUUACAACAGUGGCCGCAAUCAUGUAACAAAUGCAUUUGUGUUCAGUUUCUGGUAUCUGGAUCAACUCGGGAUGUCAUCAACUUUUGAUACAAAAACAUAUUGCAGACAGACUUUAAUUGGUGGCAACUAUGGAUUACUUAAUACCACGACCUUUGUUCCAAAUCCUGAUUACUACAGUGCUCUUCUUUGGCACCGAUUAAUGGGGAGAUCUGUUCUGUCAACAAAUUUUUCCGGCACGAAGAAGAUCCGUGCUUAUGCUCAUUGUGCAAAGCUAUCUCAAGGUAUCACUUUAUUGCUGAUAAAUCUAGAUGGCAACAAUACUCUAGAGGCAAUAGUUGACUUUAAUGGAACUCUAUUGCACCAGCACAAACAUGGACAUCAUAGACAUAGAUCGAACGUGAUUAAGAUGCCUCGGGCGAAUGAAGCUAGUGGAACAAGAGAAGAAUAUCACCUAACUGCAAUGGAUGGAAACAUACAAAGCCAGACUAUGCUGCUGAACGGGAAGGCAUUAACUUUAGAUUCAUCUGGGGCUAUACCUCCUUUGGAACCUAUUACAGUAUCUUCAUCCGAACCUGUAAGAGUAGCUCAUUUCUCCAUUGUAUUUGUUCAUAUGCCAUAUGUUGCUCUCCCCGCUUGCAAAUAG